GUGGUGAAUGACGGAAUUUGUUUGCAAAGGCACGCCCACCGUCGGGUUGCCAAGUGCCAGCGCAGAAAAUUAGGCACAUGCCCAAUAACAACUUCGAUGGGACACGAUGCCACCACGUACGAACAAUUGAACGGACACGAUGCCAGAACCUCCUGUGGAGGCCACGGCCAGCGAAGGUUUCCGCUCAGAUGCGACAGGCAUCGCGGAGAGUGCACGACAGGCCAAGGGAGGAGACGGGAUGGGCCAGCUGAUUGACUGGCGCAGGAUUUCGAAAAAGACAGCCUGACGAAGGAUCCAACCAUAUGCAGCUCCGAACACCGCGCAAGGCGGGUGAUACGAGGGGGAGGAGCGAUCAGACUGCGAGUGGCAUACGAUAUGGCUUCUCCUGAAAAUGCAGCGCGCCAUUAAAUAGGUAGAUCCACGCAACGUGUCAGGGGUGAACGUGUCAGGGGUGUGCCAGCAUGGGCACGGUCGGGCUUCUCGAGUUCUGCCAUGCAGGCCUUCUGUGGAGAUCCCCUGGGGCCACGAAGCGUGCGAGGAGCGUGCCCGCAUCGGCGUGGCUCGGGCAUGCGAACCCUGCCGGCUGGGCCCUCCGUCGCGCUCCCGCGGGGCCACGGCGCGCGCGCGAGGGGCGUGCCGGAAGCAGAACAGGCACUCGGAGGGCAGAGGCGGGGGCGGAGGCGGGGAGGAAAGGCUGGACACCCAACACUGCAGGAGGGCUGGGAAGAAGUGAUCCUCGCAUCCUGGCCUCCGGACCACGGUGCGAGAAGAAACGAGGGCAGAGGGCGAAGGGAGGAGAUGGGAGGGGCAGGAUGGAGAAGGGAGAGACCAAGGAGUCAUGCAGCGUGAAAUCGACGCAGAGGGUCCUUCUCUGUGCCAAGAACUUCCGCCGAAGCCUUGCCGUGGCAUGAAGGGCGGUGUUCAUGAUGCCGUGGCCGUCUGGGUGCCAGUCGUUGACGUGGUGGAGCUCGUGGCCGUCUCGGUGGUGGUGGUGACCGACGUGGCGGUGCCCGUGGUGGAGCUCGUGGCGGCAGUGCUGGCCGAGACGGUGGCGACGCCGACGGUCCCGUUGGCGUUUGCGCUCGACGCAUUGUCGGUGUCGGCAGCGGCCGCGGUACUCUCUCCAAAGUCCACGUUCGUGCAGGCGGACGGACAUUCCUUCAUGCCCGACCUGCAACCACACGAGACGGGGCACACCCCGCGGAUGGACGUCUGUGUACCUGGAUUGCAAAGGUCAAAGCCCAAGAGGGCUGACAGCUCGUAUGACGCGAGGAAGCGGCAGCCAUGGAGGCCACGCGGGUGCGGCACCUGCGGGUCCGCGAGCGUCCACGUGUUGUCCAGCAGCGAGACGGCAAUGCCUCCAGCCCAGAAUCGAGCCGUGAAGUUCUGGAUGCUGUCAACAGGCAGAAGGCCGACGCUGUUCAUCCCCGCUGCCAUCUUCUCUAGGCGCUCGCUCGCCCCCCACACGCCGUACAUGUAAGGGAUGAUGCCCCUCACGUAGGUCGCGUACCAGCGAGUGAACCUCCCCGUUAGCUCCAGGCAAUGGCUGAAAUUUCCCAGGCACGCGAGGGAAGCGCUCGGGUCGCCAAUCAGUUCGACGUCCAAGGCAUCGGUACAGGCACCCCUGGGGGAACCCUUGGUCCUGGACGAGUUUCCAGCAUCGCCGUCGCCGUAGUAAUUCUGGAUAAUACAGCGUGUACCCGAUGUACUUGAAGUUGAAGUACGUCCACUGGUCGAUUAUGGUUUGGAACUCGUAGCAAGACUGCGGACAGCCGUAGUCCACAGUGCCGAACAGUCCUGUCAUCCCAGCCAUGCCCAGCUGACAACCGCAUGCCUCGGGGCAUAGGGCGCGGACAUUCACCAUCGCCUGGUUUGAGCACAGCUCGGACAAGUCGAGAAAAGUGGAAUCGAUCUCCGAACUGGCGGUAGACAAAGCGGUACAGGUGAAGCCAGGAAUGCCCGUGACCUGCUCCAAGAACCAGUCCGCCUGGUCAAACGAAGCGCCAGCUUCUCGGUCGACGCACGGCAGAACGACGGCCAUUUCUCCCACCGUCCAAGAGCCUAUGUUCAUGAUAGCCUCGAAGUAGCCUGGUUCGAACUCCGACGCCUCGAGUGUGACUCCCCCGAGGGAGGCACUCAUGCCUGUCUGGGUCACCACGGCCAUGGAGAAAUUGGAUACCGCCAAUGCCAACAGCUCCUGGCCUGGGUCAAAUCCGUGCUUCGACUCCAGCUCUGGUCGCGCCACCUGCAAGAGCGUCUUCUCGAUCUGGGACCACCCCUGCGGCUGCGCAGUCCUGGUCACGUGCACCAUGCCGGUGGCUGGGUUCCUCGCGUAUACGAAAUCUUGCUCGCCCGAGCAGAGGAUAUCCUGCGCCUGCUUCAACCGCCAGAACACUGGCUCGAGCAGCAGAAUCUGGAUGAGAAAGACGCCUGCCACAACGAACAACAGCUUCAGCAAACAGUUCAGACCCGGGAUGCACUUGCGGAGCGGGGGCAUCGGCAGGGGCUCAAUGUUGUUCAUCAGCGUGUGAAGCCGCCGCGGCGCGAACAGGUCGUAGAUCAACUCGUCCAUCUCAAUAAUGAAGGCCAGAGCGAUGGCGUUGAGAACCAGGUCCGACAUCUGGGCGGAGGUCGCGAGGAAGUACACGCCAACGUAGCCCACGGAAGACGCGAGCAAGACCCUGGGAAGCGUGAUCCCGAACAACGCCCACAACAGCCGUGCCCUGCUCAGCGCCGUGACGCGUGUCACCACGGUGAGAGCCACGAGGGAGCCCGAGGGGAGGCCGACCCCAGAGGUCCUCUCCUUGGUGAGCUCCUUGAUCUCGUGGAGGCCGUCGGCCGAGCUGUCGGCCGUGAUCACCUCGGUGACCCCGCCGCGCGGGACCUGCAGGACCGAGCGUGUGAAGCUGUAGGCGGCGUUCACCUCCUUGACCAUGGAGCCCAGCCAACACAGCUGCGCCAGGAGGCUCAGCAGCGGGCCGCCGGAGGAGAAGGCCAGCGAGUCGGAGUAGAGAGUCCUCUGGGCAGCGGACAUGUGGAGCUUGUCCUCCUCGUUGCAGAUCUGGGAGGCCAUCGACCGCUGCAGCACCGUGUCCGCGUACUCCACGCUGUGCGCGAGGCCGACCCUGAAGCGGAGGAGGCCCUCCAGCGUGUCCGUGCCGACGUCGGGCUCCACCAUGAAGUUCCAGGCGAUCAUCACGAAGGCCGCCUGCACGAAGACGUUGAGGACGUACAUCGCCGCCAUCAGUGCCGACACCGGCUUGCCCAGGGGAGCGAUGCCCAAGAACAGGCAGCCGUCCCAGACCGACUCGUUCAUCUCGUACAUGUCGCCCGCGUCCAGCCGGUGCGACGUCAGCACGCCCAGGGGAAUCUUGGCGUCCGUCCUGCUCUCCUCGCAGGGCUCGGGCGACGGCGCGUGCUCCGCGUGCUUGUUGGCGCCGUGCACGUGGUGGCCGUGCAGCUCCGCUGGGGGAGCCUCGAGGGAGUGGCAGCGCCAGCUCUCCCGGGAGAGCGCACGCACCUCCGCCUCGAGCGCGUCCACGCGCUCGAGCAGCUGGCCGUCCCGUGUUGGCGGCGGCGUCAUGGCGUCGAUGCUGGGGGGGCGCGAGCGACUCUCGAGCUCUCCAUCGUCUCGUUGGCUGACUUCUGUCUGAGGCUGAGCUCGUUCAUGCCCUGUAUGAGGACUCCGACCUGGGUCUCCAGCGUGCGGAGCUGCCGCUCCUGUUUCUUCAGCCGCUCCUCGAGAGCGCGGACCUCCAUCGCGGCGGCUCCAGACGUCGGGAGGGUCACUGCGGUGGUCGACCACGCGGCGCGGCUCAAGCCGAAA
This is a messenger RNA of Prorocentrum cordatum, 3826 nucleotides long. NCBI's taxonomy places the organism in Eukaryota, Dinophyceae, Prorocentrales, Prorocentraceae. The record is from the annotation of a GenBank genome assembly.